Molecule: messenger RNA, 1416 nt
Organism: Trichoplax adhaerens
Lineage: Eukaryota; Metazoa; Placozoa; Uniplacotomia; Trichoplacea; Trichoplacidae
Exons: 10
Coding region: 1-1416 (471 amino acids)
Biological process (GO): positive regulation of DNA repair; negative regulation of extrinsic apoptotic signaling pathway in absence of ligand; multicellular organism development
Cellular component (GO): nucleus
Molecular function (GO): protein tyrosine phosphatase activity
Source: RefSeq, a predicted model, not a curated record
AUGGCUGUUAUUCAGUUUCUGAGUAGAAUGCUUUUCUUGCGUAUGAUAGCCUAUCGAUUUGUAGUAGAAACCAGUUGUGAUGUCAAUUGGAACUGUUUACAUGUAUCAUCUACUGCUAGUGGCAAUCAAAAUAAUAGAUCUGAUGGGAUAAAAAAGUCUAGACAUGACGCACGUAAAAAUCAUGCAGAAAAAGCAGUUGAUUAUAAAAGUCGCGAAUAUGAUUGGUUGAAUAUUAAAAAUGAUGAUUGGGCGAUCAAGAAAUGCUAUCAAAAUAUUACACCAAUUCAGUGGAAUAGUAUGACGACUUUGCCAUCAACUAAUAAUCAUGAUAACGAUACAUAUACUUCCUCUAUUGCUGCUAACAGUAUGUUUUCAGCAAGCAGCAAUUGCAGCUGGGGUAAAUUUUCUUGGAAAAAGACUGAUCAAAGUAAAGCAACUUCACAAUAUAACGUGGAUUCUAAAGAACCGAAUGAAAAGCAAAAGUAUUCCCCUACUCAACCAACUUCUUCUACACCACCCUCAUCGCCAGAAGCAGAUAGCAAAAAUACAAGUAUUAAUGGAACAAUUGUAAAUGAUGCAAAGUGUCAGAUUGGCAAUACGACAAAUCGCAUACUACACUCACCUACUGUUACUAAUAAAAAAGUGAUUGAAAAAGUUUAUAUAUGGGAUUUGGAUGAAACUAUUAUCGUGUUUCAAUCUUUGUUGAAUGGCGAUUAUGCCAGAAAAUUUAGCAAAGACUAUAAUCAGGCAAUAUGCUUGGGAUAUAAAAUAGAAACUUUAAUAUUUGAUUUGGCUGAUUCAAAAUUUCAUUUUCGUGAACUUGCGAAAAGUAACAAAACUCACAUUGAUGACAUUGAUUACGGAAAGAAACCAGAUAGUGACCAAAAAUCUAAGGUCGAUCAUUGGGACAAGUUCUGCUCGUCAUUACAACAAGAUAAAGUUGCUACCUACUUUAAAGAUAUAAAGGAAAUAUAUGAAAAAUAUCGCGAUAAUGUGAAAGAAUUGGUAUCUGUGAACUACCAUAGUAAUUGGGAGUUAGCUCUCAAUGAAUUACAAUCUUUUACGGACAAAUGGAUACAUUUAGCAAGGAAUUGUAUUGAUUCUAUCAACUCGAGAUUUAAUAGCGUUAACGUUAUUGUAACCACAACACAACUGGUACCUGCAGCUGUAAAGUGUUUAUUAUAUUCCAUUGCUGAUCUCUUUCCAUUAGAGAAUAUCUAUAGUGCAACAGAUAUUGGCAAAGAACAAUGCUUUCGUCGGAUCAUUGAGCGCUAUCGUAAUUGUCAAUAUUUUGUUAUUGGAGAUGGUAAAGCUGAAGAAUCUGCUAGUCGAACUCUUAAUCUACCGUUUUGGAAUAUUUCUUCUCAUGACGACUUAUUCAAAUUAAAUGUUGCUUUAAAUAAAAACACCUUUUAA